Capsaspora owczarzaki ATCC 30864 is the source of this 5730-nucleotide messenger RNA. RefSeq lists its product as hypothetical. Lineage: Eukaryota; Filasterea; Ministeriida; Capsasporidae. Gene Ontology annotation, cellular component: nucleus. The coding region runs from base 15 to 5519 and encodes 1834 amino acids. The transcript has 3 exons. Gene Ontology annotation, biological process: transcription by RNA polymerase II. The record is from RefSeq and is a predicted model, not a curated record.
GUUCGAUCGUCCACAUGUCGACGCACCCGAGCGCGCGAUCGAGACGGCAACCUGCAGCCUCAGACGGCGCCGAUGCAGAUCAAGCCGAACUGAUGCGUCUACAGCACGAGUUUGAAUCCAGCGGUGCGCGCCCAGCUGCAGCCAGCUUGAGGCGAGCGGCGCCACCUGUCGCUGUUGCUGCGUCGUCGUCGUCGUUGGUCUCUACUUCGACGACUUCUACUCCUUCUACUCCUUCGACUGCUGCUGCUGCUGCUGCACGACCGAGCGCACCAGCUCCUGCGCGCGAUGUCAUCCAACUCACUGGCGCGGCGCUGGCUGCUGCUGGAGACGCAAGCGUGGCCCACUCGAGCGGUGCGAACGUAGUCGCUUCCUCCUCAUCUGCUUCCACCGCUGGCACGACCAAGAAGCCCUCCAAGUUUGCACUCCAACGCAUCGAGGAACAACAACGCGCAGCACAAGCUCAGCUGAGCAGAGCCGCACCCGCCGUUCGGUCGUCGGAUGUCAUGAUGGAUGGCAUGGAAGAAAGCGUUCCGACUGGCAGAAUCGCUCUAGACAUGUUUGAAGAAAUGGAUCGCCAAGACACCAGCAUGUCUGCUUUGCUGAGCCGCGUUGUGGAAAAGGAGCGCGUCGUGUUUACACCUCGUGUGGCCAGCGUGCCAUUGGAGCGUGGCUUCCCAGCUGCUCAGUCAGUGGACUGGCGAGCCUUGCAAGCGUCGGAACAGCCAGACUCGACGUCAGGUCUCAACUUCACGCAGCUCAAGCAGCCAGAAGGCCCAAAGUCAAAGCGCAGCAUCUUUAGCCAGAUGUUUGAUGCGCAGCGCGAGGUGGACAAGCAGCGAGCCAUCGACGCCGCGCAAGCCCAAUUGGGUAGCGCCGAUCGUCCGCCGGCGUCCAAGAUUCCAGCAGCGACAUUGCCGCAAGUCGAGCAGGCUGCAAGCAGUAAACCUCUCAUUGUUGAGCGCGACAUUAUCAAGUUGAGUGACAAACUCGUCAUCAAGCCGCUCGUUGUUCCAGACACGGCUGCAGGGCCCGCCAAGAACUCUGAGGUGGACUUUCUUGCGCCUCUGCCAACAUCUGAGCGCGAUCAGAUUGCUACUGAGAACGACAACCGACUUUCGUCGAUGAGCAAAGCUGAAAUUCUUGAAGCCCAAGAAGAGAUUCGCCGCCUGCUUGGUCCAGACGCGAUUCGGUUGCUCACCACGGGCAAGCGCCAACAACAGCCCAACUCGUCGGGCAGUGUGCCGAUUCCGAAUGCUGCCAGUGAUCCCUCCAACUCAGCAUCCUCGUCUUCUGUGGGUGCUGCGUCGGUUGCAUCGCUCCCCGCUCAAGUAGAGGCUGCCGCGCCAGCCAACGACACUCUGCUGCCGAGCGAUCCGGACGCAGCCGAAGCCAAGCGUGCCCUCGACACCCUGCUUGAUGCCAACCAUCGCAGCAACAAGGAGUGGGUGAACAUGGAUGUGGUUGAACAGGACAAAUUGGCCUGGAUUGUCACGCCUGCCGACAAGCCAAUGGCGGCUUUUCCGCAGCAGCACGCUCCCAGCCAAUCCGCCGAGACCAGCCCUGAUGCAGCAACCUCCUCGUCUUCCAACACCACUGGCAUGCUCAACAUUACUCAGCGCGCGGACGGGACACUGGAUGUCCAGACCCCUCGCGAUCAAGCACAGCAAGAGGCAGCCGGUGCAAAUGCUCCCGGGACCAAAGUUCGCUUUGACUUUCAAGGCGCGGUUGUGCCGCUUGGCGCAGACAUCCCGGCCGACCGCGCGCUGCACCAUCACGGAGACGAGCCGGACGCUGCAGGAUACACCAUUGGCGAGCUGCUGAUUCUCGCUCGGUCGGCUUUGCCGGCACAAAACGUGCUGGCGCUCAACCUGCUCGCCAACAUUGCCGGCAACGCUUGGCUCGGCCAAUUCGCCAAUUCAAUCCACGCGUCCGUAUUGGAGACGCUCGUUGAUGGCAUUUCCCUGCCGCUUGUGCUUCGGCAUGCGCUUGACAGCACCCACUCGAGCGUGAUGGCGGCGGCCAUUCGCUGUCUCGCCAGCCUUUCAUGCCCGGGUCUACAUGCGUCCGACACGAGGCGCCGGACCCUGGCGGCGGCCGAUGCUGCUGCCUCCUCGCGUUCAGCAAGCUCGCAGCCUCUCCAGCCGUCUCGUCGCCAGCAGCAGCUCGAUACUGAAUUUGUCGCUUCGCGAAGCGUCAGCGCGCCGGAAGAGCGAUAUUUGGACGACAACUUUUUGUUUGCGUACCGAGGCUACGAGCUGCCCUCGUUCCGGCCGACCGUGCAGCUCGCCACGGCUGCGCAGGAACAGCAGCAGCAGGAACGCAAGCAGCAGUCCUUCGACAUGAAUGACGACAAUGAUGCGCCGCAACUAACAGACGAGCAAAAGGCCAAGCACGAUAUUGUCAUUGGCUUUCUUGAUAUGCAGCUCCUUGAUCGCCUGCGUUACAUUCUCGAAGUGUGCCAACUUCCCGGUGUGGCGGACGACGUUUUGCGCAUUCUCAUUCGCAUUGCCCGUCAUUCGUUCCAAGGUGCCUCCCACAUUGUAAACACACCUCGCUUGAUCACGUAUAUUCGCGACGCCUUCCUUGCCACUCAACUGCCGGCGGUUGCUGGCGCAUCGCCUCAAAGCGCUGCCGACGUGUACGCCAAGCCGCGUGCUCUUGCCAUCAAAUUGAUGCGUGUCAUCACCCAAGUCGACCGCUCGCUUGCCACCACGUUGAUUUCCAACAGCGUACCCCAAGCCGUCAUGCCUUUCCUCCUUCAAGGCCCAGUGGAUGCCCUGGGCGAGCUGGAACCUGCCGCCGGCCUGGACCAUCUCGUCGAGCUCGCUCGUGCCGAUUCGAUGUCUGCCGAGGAUGUGGAUGCUCGGUUUGCCUUGGCCAUCGAAACGCUCAACCUUUGGCGCGCAUUGGCGCUGUAUGGCCUGUACUGUGAUCCUUGGAAGACCUUGUUUGGAUCCAUGAUGGAGCAGUUCUUGGCUGUUGCGCGACUGGAUUGGAGCACACUCUUGUCGGCGACGCUGCUGGACCUUCCACGCGGGCAAGCUAUUGCUGCCAACUUGUUGGACUGGACGGUUGCCUUUGUCAACCUUGCGGCUGCGCUGACCAUCGUGGCCGCCGAUCCCCAGCAGGCCGUGCCCACGCACGCGGUGCACUGGUCGCACGCGGCAGAUCUGCACGAGCCGAUUGCGCUGUUGCUCGCAAACUGCUCUCUUGUCGUGUCUCACGCCCGCGAUCAGCAAUUGCAAGACCGUGCGAUGUUUGUGCUGUCGGUGCAGUCUCGCAUCACAUCUGCGUGCUUUCGGUUUUUCAGCGUCUACACGAGCGGCGCUCGUCAGCAAGUGCCAGCUCAAGAUGCGGUGCAAGUUCGCGUUGGAGCGUGUGUUCGGACGGUGCUGCUUCCCCGUGUGCUGAGCUUGUUGCCCCAAACGUUGAGUCGGCUGCCCAUCGCGGCAGCAGAGCGUCUGGGUUCGGAAGAUGCAAACUUGACAGCCGCGCUUUCGGCCAUCUUCGAGGCAUCUUCAUCUCUUGCCGCGUUGCCGUCGCUGCCCAUUCGGCAGCGCUUUUCACACUUUGACGACGCGCUUGAGCUCGCGCUCUCGUUGCUGCGGUUUGUGAAUGCGUUGCUGGUCAGCGAUCCCGCCUUCGCUGCUGCUGUAUUGCCGGCAGUCGUCUCGCCUUUCGCGGACGCCUACAUUGCGGCGUACACUCAACAAAAUCCAGUCAGCUCCGUCAAGCAGCAGCAGGAGGCGGAGGCAGCGAUCGUCUCGGGCCAGCCAGCCACCUCGACCGGCACCGCCAGCUUUGCAGGGUAUGUGGGUCGGCGGCAAGGCUAUGUGGCGUUUGAGCUCCUCGAGGCUCUUCGUCUUGCGUGGGACGGCGUGCUCGCCUCUGGACUCGAGGAGGACUCGCAGCAGGCGACGGAGGCCCUUUCUGCUCGAGUCAAGCAACAGCGACUUGGACUGUGCAUUUUCGAGCGCUUGCAUUCGGGCGACGAGUAUCUCGCCAAGCACCUGCUUGUGCAUGUAUUAACGCGACCGGUCACACGCGACUUUGCAUCCACCGAGGAUGCGCAUGCCGUGUUUUUCGAGAAAGUCGCAACUGCACCCACCGACCUCGUCGCACUGGGGUGGAAGGCUGAGAAUCUGCUGCGGCAACCUCGCGGUGCUGAAGUGUUGCGAGGCGCCUAUCUACACUUGCUGGCUCCGACCGCGACCAUUUCUCACGCUGAAGCGCGUCAUUCGCACCUGCCCUUGCGGCUCGGCUCGUUCGUUCUCCCUUCUGGCAAGCAGUUUCCACCGCCCGCGGACUGGAUGUAUGGCCCGAUCGCCAAAUUCCAGAGCGACGCAACAAAGCUGCUUGCGAGCGUGGGACCAUUGUUUGAGCUGCGCAAGAAGGACAACAGGGCGUUCUUUGGCGACCAGAAUGUUGACCAUGUGACUGCCAUUCAGGCUGAGACGCUGCAGUUUGUUGCCUACUUUGAGCUUUUGCACGGUGCUCACACCACGGCUUGUGCCGUUGCCCUUGGAGUCAAGGUUGCUCGAAUGAUGCUCGUUUUUCUCACGCAAGGCGACGGCUGGCGCGACGACCAAGUGCAAGCGUGCCUGCGCACCCUGCUCGCCAAUGUCGUGUCUCACAGUCAGUUGGCGGGCGCUCCGACGAGCCUCAUCACGGAGCGUGCACCAGCGUGGACUGCGCCUUCCGGGGACGCUUUGCCGAGCAGCAGCGCUCUCUUUGCAACGCUGCUUCCGCCGCCGCCGCCUCCCGCAACAAAGCCCGCGACUCUGCAACGCCGACGCCCCCUUCACUUGACGGAUAUGACUGUGCCUCGCUUCGAUGCCAUGUAUCGUGAGUUUGUCCAGCGCUUCCUCGGCGUGUCCUUCAGCGACCCCGUUUUUGGGUCGUUUGUUCUUUUGUGUCAGAUUCCAAGCGUGUCCCCAGGGACUGCAGCUGCUCGGCGCAUGCUGUGGACGGAGCAUUCGGAUGCUUUGCGCAUGCUCUUGGUUGAUCCUGUGCGCGAUCUGCCCUUCCAUCCCGCGCACCUGCUCGACCCGCUGGAACUGGACGUGCCGCUCUUGGAGGCCAUGGCGCGCGCUCUACUCGCUGGCCAGGCGCAGCGUGCCUGGUCUUCUGUGCUCUAUGGCGUGGCGCUGCACCACGUCGUUGCGUUCGCGUUUGAGCACGGCGUCUGGGCGCUCCCCCUGUCCAGCAACGUCAGUGCGGAUGCGAAUACGGACAGCGCUGAUGUGGGAUUGUUGCAACCCGCAGAAAACCCGGCAGAAAGCGGGGAUGUACUCGUUGCCAAAUUGGCUGCGUCCCGGCAAUCCAUUCUAACGGCCAUCCUCGCAUGCCAGCUCCACGAGCCCGUUCGUGACCUGCUCACCUAUCAACCGCUGCUCCGCUUUGCCGCCAAACCUGACGCUUCUCGUCUUGCCAUCCUGCGCAAACUCGCCGGAGAUGCGAAAAUCGACUCGAUUCCGAACUCUCUCGUUCGUGAGUGGCUGGGCUCGUCCAUGCAGUGACUGCGUGAUGUUUGAUGAACGGAUGUUUGCAUAGUUUUUUUUGCAAACUUUUUUUGGUAUCUUUUUGCACAACAAGACAACAAUAACAACAAAAUGGAUACUCAUUUAACGAGUCACCCCUUUGCGGUUCAAGUAGAGCGGAUCGGACGAAUUGGUUGUCAAGUGCAUGAUAUCAAGCAGCUGGUUGAUAAACGUCAUAAUCCACUCAAUG